AAUAAUAAUAAUAAUAAUAAACAGGAACAACAUGAAUCUAAUCAUCAACCAAGUAGUACAUCCGAGAAGGAUAAUAAUGAUGUUAAUAAUGCUGGGAAUACAGAGAUCUCUACAAAUAAUAAUAAUAAUAAUACUAAUAAUAAUAUUACUGAACCUAUUCUUAGUAGUAAAGCUCUUACUUCUGAAAUUGAUGUGGCCACUGCGAGUUUAGCCAUUACGAUGUUUCUUGAGCAUCUCUGUGAAGAUAAUAAAGCCGAACCGGUUCUCACAUCAGACUUUCAUUCCCAUCGACUUCCUCCAAUGUCUGUGAAAAAUUAUGUGGAUCGUAUUACCCGAUAUAGUAAUGUUAGUGGUGAGACUCUUAUUGUAAGUCUUUUAUUACUAUUAAAGUAUUCCCAUUUUGUGGGUCAUCCUGUCAGUAUUUAUAAUGUUCACCGUUUAUUAAUUACAAGUGUGGUACUUGGUGUAAAGAUGCGGGAUGAUGUUUAUUAUAGUAAUGAGUAUUAUGCACGUAUUGGGGGAAUUAGUAAUGCGGAAAUAAAUAAAUUGGAGAUUCGUUUCUGUACACAAUUGGCGUGGGAUAUGUGGAUGGAUGAAUCUACAUAUGAAACCUUUGAAUCUUUACUUUUACACUUUGUACGAGUGGCACCUUCUACUACUACUAAUACUAUUAGUCAAACUACUACAGAUAAAGAUAAUAAUAAUAAUAAUAAUAAUGAAGAGAAUGAGAAUAAUGAUAAUAAUAAUGAUAAUAAUAAUAAUAAUAAAGAGAAGGAAAAAGAAAAUAUUCAACGUGGGUAUUGGUUAAAUACAUUAAGGCCGUGGAUGUCUCAUUAUGAAAUCGCCGCCACUCGUCGUCGGGAUCGUCUCCAACAAACCGCCAUUGCCGAUCAAAAUAAUGAACGAAUGAAAUGGUCUACACUUCGUAGUUAUUCAUUAUCCUCAUCUUCUUCAUCUCAUCAUCAUCAUCUUAAUAAUAUGAAUAAUAAUAAUAAUAAUAAUAAUAAUAAUAUGAAUAUUACUCAAUACCCAUUGGAUCAUCAUCAUUAUUCAAAUAAUAAUAAUAAUAAUAAUAAUGUGUUGGUAUUACCGCCUGCUGUGAGUGGUGGUGUUGGUAGUCGCGUGGGAACUGUCAAUCAUCACAGCGUGACGGUAGUGGCAGUGCCGGCGUUAAGUCAUAGUGGAAUCAUAAAUAGUGUAGGCACUCACGUCCAACAUCAUUUAAAUAAUAAUAAUAAUAAUAAUAAUAAUAAUAAUAAUAAUAAUAAUAGUAGUAUUAAUAGUGAAUUUGGUAUUUCCCAUCGUGCUUUAUCAUCUUCUUCUUCUAUUGGAUCCACUUCUUUGAGUAAGUCGGGUAUUAGCAUUCAUGCCAAACCUUAUCACUAUAAGAGUGGAAGACUGAGUGAAAGUAUAAAUUCCUCAUCUCAACAACACCAACAACAACAGAAAUCAUCCUCAUCAUCAUCUAAUGCUGGUGUUUAUAUUCAACAACGUGGGAAUUCCUCUAGUGGUAGAAGAUACAAUAAUAAUAAUCAUCAUCAUCAUAAUAACUAUGCGAAUAAUAAUAAUAAUCAUAAUAAUAAUAAUAGUGGAUCAAGUGCCUCUAUGAACUUUACAUUAUGGCGUUCGGCGGGUGUUGUUAGUGUGGAUCCCCCCACCGCAGCCGCACGGCAGGGUGGAAAGAAGAGACCAAAGCCAGAUCACUAUCAAGACUACCGUUAA
This is a messenger RNA of Trypanosoma theileri, 1722 nucleotides long. Its product is annotated as CYC2-like cyclin. The annotation marks the transcript as partial. Lineage: Eukaryota; Euglenozoa; Kinetoplastea; Trypanosomatida; Trypanosomatidae. The transcript has a single exon. The record is from RefSeq and is a predicted model, not a curated record. Gene Ontology annotation, biological process: regulation of cyclin-dependent protein serine/threonine kinase activity. Gene Ontology annotation, molecular function: protein kinase binding.